CUCGGAGCCGGAGAGACCCGGACUGAGACCCCAGUCCAGCACAGACCCGGUCCUCGGGCAGACCUCGGCCGGAUCGGGGCGCGGGCGGGGGCCGAGGGCGCCCCCGGCGGCGGGGGUAUGCGCGGCCCGCGGCAUGGCCUCGGCGGUGUUUGAGGGCACGUCGCUGGUGAACAUGUUCGUGCGCUGCUGCUGGGUGAACGGCAUCCGCCGGCUCAUCGUGAGCCGGCGCGGCGACGAGGAGGAGUUCUUCGAGAUCCGCACCGAGUGGUCCGACCGCAGCGUGCUCUACCUGCACCGCAGCUUCUCCGACUUGCGCCGCCUGUGGCAGCGCCUCCGCGACGCCUUCCCCGAGGACCGGCCAGAGCUGGCGCACGGGCCGCUGCGGCAAGGACUGGUUGCCAUAAAGGAUGCCCAGGACAUAGAAACCAGGCUUAACGAGGUAGAGAAGCUGCUGAAAACCAUCAUCAGCAUGCCGUGUAAGUUUUCUAGGUCAGAAGUUGUGCUUACCUUCUUUGAAAGAUCUCCUCUGGAUCAGGUGUUAAAAAAUGAUAAUGUACAUAAAAUUCAACCCAGCUUCCAAAGUCCAGUCAAAAUAUCAGAAAUCAUGAGGUCCAAUGGAUUUUGUUUGGCAAAUACUGAAACAAUAGUUAUUGACCACAGUAUACCAAACGGAAAAGACCAGCACCUGGGCGUGGAUCCUACGGAGCACUUGUUUGAGAAUGGCAGUGAGUUCCCCUCAGAGCUGGAGGACGGCGAUGACCCAACAGCCUACGUCACCAACCUGUCCUACUACCACCUGGUCCCUUUCGAGACAGACAUUUUGGACUGAGCCUUAGCAUCAGGCCUCCUGCACCUCAUCCCUUUACUGUGGCUCUGACGCUGUCCACCAUGCUGGACCCAACAGCUAAAGCUGCUGGACCUCCCAUAGGUCCCAGGCCUCACUGGCUACCCAUGCCCAUAGCUGGGUGUCCUGCAAGUGGGGCAAGUGGCAGGGGCUUCUCGUAGCUUGGGCUGACGACAAGGUCUCCAGUGGCCAGGGCUCAGGUCACAGAGGCCGCAGGGCCGGUGCUUGGGAGGGUCUUCUCCCUCCCUUUGACCCCACCAGCCUGCUCCUCUGUCCCUGGGCCUUGGCUUCUUGCUCUCGGUGUCUGCAGGGCUAUGGUCUGCCAGGUGGGGAUGGUCCCUGCCGGCUCUGCUCUCACUGUUACUGCUUCCCGGGAGGAGCAUUUUUCUUGGCUGGGGGGCCCAGGGCCUCCCCAGUCCCUCACUCGUC
Messenger RNA from Nycticebus coucang (slow loris), 1273 nucleotides. It is a transcript of the gene PXDC1, whose product is annotated as PX domain containing 1. The record is from RefSeq and is a predicted model, not a curated record. Lineage: Eukaryota; Metazoa; Chordata; Mammalia; Primates; Lorisidae. The transcript is spliced from 5 exons. The coding region runs from base 134 to 829 and encodes 231 amino acids. Gene Ontology annotation, molecular function: phosphatidylinositol binding.